This is a messenger RNA of Guillardia theta CCMP2712, 477 nucleotides long. RefSeq lists its product as hypothetical. The annotation marks the transcript as partial. The transcript is spliced from 3 exons. Lineage: Eukaryota; Cryptophyceae; Pyrenomonadales; Geminigeraceae. The record is from RefSeq and is a predicted model, not a curated record.
AUGUCACGGUCGACCAAGACGUACUGGAGCGGCAGCACCUACGAAGGGGAGAUGAAGGGAGGCAAGAGAGAGGGGAAGGGCAGGAAGACAUGGAAGAAUGGUGACGUGUACGAGGGGGAGUGGAAGAACGACAAGAAGGAUGGGCAGGGCAAGUUGGUCCUGGGCACCGGCAACAGGUACGAGGGAGCAUGGCGAAACGGGCUGCAGCACGGCCAUGGGAUGCUGUGGUACACGGACGGCAGCUCGUACAAGGGCGAGUGGGUGCGGGGAAAGGCAGAGGGGCAGGGUAUGUUCGUCAAGGCCAACGGAAACGUGUACGAGGGGAGCUACAUGGAGGACAAGUGCCAUGGGUACGGCAAGUACACGUGCACCAACGGGAGGUUCUACGAGGGAGAGUGGAAGCACGGGAUGAAGUCGGGGAAGGGGGUGUACUCGUGGGAGGACGGGAGGCUGUUCCAGGGGACGUUCGUGCUCGAC